AAAAAAUAAUUUCUGACCACGCCCAGUUAUUGGAAAGGAGAAGCCGGUGGAGUGGAAGUAUGUCCGCCAAUCUGCGGGAUGAUCUGCAGGAAUACCUCCAGGAGCUGGGCAUCCAGCCGGUGUGUGUGGAGCACCCUGAGGUGUUCACGGUGGAGGAAAUGAUACCCCAUGUGCAGCACUUGUCGGGGGCACACAGUAAAAACCUUUUCUUGAAAGACAAGAAGAAGAAAGGGCUCUUUCUGGUGACGGUUCUCCACGAUCGGCAAGUCAAUCUGAACGACCUGGCGAAGAAGCUCGGCGUUGGCAGCGGGAAUCUCCGCUUUGCAGAUGAAGCUUCCAUGAUCGAGAAACUGAAAGUCGGCCAGGGCUGUGCCACCCCGCUUUCCCUCUUCUGUGAUGUCAAAGGGGACGUCAAGUUUGUCCUGGAUUCCAAAUUUCUAGAAGGUGGUCAUGAGAGAGUUUAUUUCCAUCCUAUGACCAACUCAGCGACCGUGGGCAUUACUCCGGAGGAAUUUAUGACCUUCUUGAAGAAAACUGGACACGAUCCGAUCAUAAUACAGUUUGAGGACUAAAAUUAAAGUGGAGGUUCACCCGAAAAGUUAAUUUUUACCCUUAU
Rana temporaria (common frog) is the source of this 616-nucleotide messenger RNA. RefSeq names its product prolyl-tRNA synthetase associated domain-containing protein 1-like. Bases 60 to 572 code for a protein of 170 amino acids. Lineage: Eukaryota; Metazoa; Chordata; Amphibia; Anura; Ranidae. The transcript is spliced from 2 exons. The record is from RefSeq and is a predicted model, not a curated record. Gene Ontology annotation, molecular function: aminoacyl-tRNA deacylase activity.